AAUUUGGUGAGCGACUUCAUAAGUUGGUAAAAAAGGAGUACCAGAUUUAGAAAAUCAGGAGCUUCAAAUUUAUCCCUUAUUAGUUAUUAGUAGAAAAUUUCGAGAUCAAUUUCCCUUCAAUUUCGUUGAACAAAUCCCGCCAACAAAAAACAGAAUCAAAGAUUUUCAAAGGUUCGCACAUCAAUGCAAUUGACGGCCAUAGCUUGAAAGCAUCAAAUUCCCCAAAUUCCCCAAACCCCACCACGACUGCUCUAUUCCUCCACGCGUCGCCACCAAUCGCCCAACCCUUUUUUGUCCGCUUUCGUAACUCUGCAUUUCAAUGGCGUUUCGCCGGUUUCCCCUUCAUUGACGCCUCUGAUUCCCCCCUCCCCCAACAAUGAUCGAAAAUCGAGGUCCCACUUCCUGCCUCGUUGUCGGCAACUACUGCCACGACGUCCUCAUGAAGGACGGCGUCGUUCUCGCCGAGUCCCUCGGCGGCGCUGCCGCCUUCAUCUCCGCCGUCCUCGACGGCGUCGCCAUCCCCUCCACCUUCGUGUCCAAAGUUGGCCCGGAUUUCGCCUACUCCGUCGCACGAUCCCCCUCCGUUUUCGAGUCCUCCAAAACGACGGUGUUCCACGCCCAUUUCUCAUCGCAGGUCCAGCGGCACGAUCGGGUCCUCAAACGGGUCGAAUCGUGCGCCCCGAUCACCCCCUCGGACCUUCCCGCCUCGCGGCGGUUCGAGUUCGGGAUGGCCGUCGGCGUCGCCGGGGAAAUGCUGCCGGAGACGCUCGAGAGGAUGCUCGACAUCUGCGACACCGUGUUCGUCGACGUCCAAGCCCUAAUUCGCGCGUUCGAUCCCGCCGACGGAACGGUGAGCCUCGUUCAUCUGAGGGAUUCCGGAUUCGAUCAUCUGGUGCCGCGGAUUGGGUUCCUGAAGGCGUCGUCGGACGAGGCGCCGUACGUGGGCGUCGAGGCGGCAAGGAAGGAGUGCUGCGUGGUGGUGACGAAUGGGGAGGAGGGGUGCACGGUUUAUUACCAGAAUGUGGAGCAGCGGAUUGCCCCCUUCCCCACCGUGCAGGUCGAUCCGACGGGGGCCGGAGAUAGCUUCCUCGGCGGGUUGGUGGUGGGACUCAUCGAGGGGAUGCCUGUGCCCGAUGCCGCCUUGUUGGGGAACUUCUUCGGGUCCCUCACCGUCGGGCAACUCGGGCUGCCCAAGUUUGAUUUUCGGGUUUUGCAGGCAGUUAAGGAUGAGCUCCAACGAAGGAGGUUGAAAAUGUUCGGCCACGAGAGGCUUAACGGAGAACUAGUGUUUGUGAAGCCUAUAGAUCACGAGGACUUCCGUUCGGCGCUUGUUAGAGCCAAGAUACUACCCACGCUUUCAGUCCGAGAAUGCCAACAAGAUUUGCCAAGUUCCCCUAGACUUAUUGAGAAUCAUAACCACAUCUCCUCCAACGGUUAGCCAAAGCUUUUGUCAAGCAAUGCUUGUGAGGAACCGAUUACAUCAGGUAAUCGAUGAACCUCUGUAGCAUCUGCCCACCACGACCAACCAACCGGGCAAAUGAUAAAAAGGAGGGAGGAAACAAUAAACAGAAAAUGCAAAAAGACUCGAAAAAUAAAGAGGCGAGGAGACUGGCCAAGAUCGUUCGACUCCAGGCAUGUAUCCUGGUAAAACUCUUUGAUCUCAUCAUCAUAUAUGUUUCUUGAGUUAGUAGAGGGGUAGUAUCUUCAUGAUCGACGCGAACAAAGCAGGAAGAAACAUGCAAGAAUGUGAUGGUUUUAGUAAGAGAGGAAAAGAUGGUAGGCAUGUACAGGCAAAGAUAACAGUCCACCUGUGAAGCAAAAAUGAUGGGAGGAUUGAUUGUGGGAAAUGCUCUUUGAUGGCGCAGAUGGUGCAAAAAAUGGAUUAAUUGUAACCUUUUGCCAUUUUGAAACAUAAGAAACAAGUUUGGUCUUUAUUUAUGAUUCUAGUAUUAGUGUUGUUUUUUUCUCUCCUCUGUAUUUUCGAGCUAGGUAUUUCGAAAUAUACUCUCUCUCUCUCAUAUUUCCAAGUGCCACAAAAUAUGUUUGUGCAUAGCUUGUAAAUCAUGGAGUAUAAAAGAACUCAUUCCACCAAUAUGGACAGAUGAUCCUAUAUGUCAAGCAAAUUUAAAUGUGUAUCAAGUUAUUUAUGAUCA
Salvia miltiorrhiza (redroot sage) is the source of this 2153-nucleotide messenger RNA. RefSeq names its product inositol 3-kinase. The record is from RefSeq and is a predicted model, not a curated record. Gene Ontology annotation, biological process: myo-inositol hexakisphosphate biosynthetic process. The transcript is spliced from 2 exons. Lineage: Eukaryota; Viridiplantae; Streptophyta; Magnoliopsida; Lamiales; Lamiaceae. Gene Ontology annotation, molecular function: kinase activity. The coding region runs from base 377 to 1438 and encodes 353 amino acids.